AUGUCUGAACACCAAGCUCAGGACUUACUUGUACAAGCUGAAAAGAAACUCAACAGUUGGACUUGGUUUAACUCAACAAGCAAACAAGAAGACGCUGCAGAGAUAUAUGAAAAAGCAGGCAACACAUUCAAGUUAGCACAGAGGUGGAGAGAUGCCGGUGGUGCUUUUGUCAAGGCAGCUGAACUCUACAAGGCAACACCUGAACUACAGCACGAAUCGUCCAAGUCGUUUGAGAACGCUGCCAAAUGUCUAAAGCGAAUAGAUGCACAGGCUGCCAUAGAGGCCUUGAAGAAUGCGAUUGAAGUAGAUAAGCAAUCUUCCAAUUUUAGAAAUGCAGCCAAACACUAUCAAGAAAUAGCCGAGAUUUAUGAGUCAGAAAUGAUUGAUUUACGAGGAGCCAAAGAACAUUGGGAAAAGGCUUCACAUCUGUAUAUGGCCGAUGAUUCACCAGCGAUGAUAAACAAGUGCCUCUUAAAAGUGGCUCAUUUUGCAGCACAAUUAGAAGAAUACACGAUUGCCAUCGAUCAUUUUGAGCGAGUAGCAACGGAUUCUAUAGAUAACCAACUGACGAAAUGGUCUAUCAAAGAAUACCUUUUGAAGGCUGGACUAUGUUCGAUGUGUACUGGGGACAUAGUAAAAACCCGUCAACUGAUGCAAAAGUAUUGUGCUUUGGAUUUGUCAUUUGAAAAUACGCGUGAAUAUCAAUUUCUAGAGGGUAUUUUAUACUGUCAAGAAAACAAUGAUCAAGACUUGUUUAAACAAAAGAUAUACGAGUUUGAUCAAACUUCUAAACUAGACAAUUGGAAGAUAAGUGUCUUGUUGAAAAUAAAAAAUGUCAUGAUGGUCUCUUUCAAGUAG
Gilbertella persicaria is the source of this 858-nucleotide messenger RNA. RefSeq names its product soluble NSF attachment protein. The coding region runs from base 1 to 858 and encodes 285 amino acids. Gene Ontology annotation, cellular component: SNARE complex; vacuolar membrane. NCBI's taxonomy places the organism in Eukaryota, Fungi, Mucoromycota, Mucoromycetes, Mucorales, Choanephoraceae. Gene Ontology annotation, biological process: SNARE complex disassembly; intracellular protein transport. The transcript is spliced from 5 exons. Gene Ontology annotation, molecular function: soluble NSF attachment protein activity; syntaxin binding. The record is from RefSeq and is a predicted model, not a curated record.